AACGCACGCAACCCGCGAAAGUGCAACCUGGUCUGUGACCGCGCCGGCAAGCACCGUUGGCCGCCUCGCAUGGCUAACAAGGGCAGUGGUGGACUCUCGACGCGUCGUGCUGCCAAGCGACGCGCCCGCGAUCUUGCGUCUUUUUAGCCCCUUGAGGUUUUGGUCGUUUUGUCGCGGAUGGCAACGACCAAGUCCUCGGUCGUGCCCGCCGAGGCCCCGCGCUCGCCUCGGCGGCCGACCAAACUCGUGCGCAGCUUCACCGAGCGCGCGUUCACCGGACUCCGCAUCGAUCCCAACGAGCAGAUUGCCCGAGCGGCGAAAAGCGUCCUCAUCCCCAAGGAAGAGAUCGAGAUCUUUCACUCGCCCGACACCGGGGCGUCGCCGUACAUGCUUCACCCCAACUCGGUCUUCCGGCGCGUCUGGGACGUCUGUGCUGCGUGCUCGGUGGUUUGCGUCUGCCUGCUCACCCCACUUGAGCUCGGGUUCCAGAACGCGGAUUGGCGCCAGCUCUCCGCCCUCGGAACGUUCUUGGACGUCUUCUUCGUCACGGACAUGGUGCUCACCUUCCGCACCGGGUACCUUAUCUCGGGCGAGAUCGUCAUGAACCAGCGGCUCGUCAUGUGGCACUAUGCCGAGUCGUGGCUGCUCAUCGACUGCCUCUCCAACUUCCCGUUCUACCUCUUCUACUCGCACGCAAACCAGUCGUCGGUCAAGUUUCUCAAGCUCCAGAAGAUCCCGAAAAUGCUGCGCUUUGCCCGCCUCCUCAAGUACAUGCGGCAGUACGCCAAGUACUACAACUUUGUGUUGGUCGUCGUCGCGAUUGUCAUCAGCCUCCACGUCCUCACGUGCUUGUGGGCGAGUCUCUUCGACCAGUGCAUCAAGAACGUCUAUGAUGCGUCGACCAACCAGACGUACUGCGACGACACGCAGGUAGAUACAAGCCGCAGGCAGACGCUUGACACUGGACAGAUGGAGCCCAUGUACCUCGAGGCGCUUCUCAACGUCCUCAUGCUCUACACGUCGCUUGGCGAGUACUCGACGUACGCGAGCAUCGGCAACCUCGAGAGCCCGCUCGCGCGCGCGACGCCGACCGUCUACCUUCUCUCGAUCUGCAUCGUCGUGCUUGGGCUCGUGAGCAUCGCCGUCUUCUUGGCCAACAUCAUCUCGAUCUUCAUCAGUUGGGACCAGCAGAGCGCGCAGUUUCGGAAUCGCAUGGACAUCAUCAGCGCCGAGAUGAAGCAUUACGAGAUCCCGCUCGAGCUCCAACGCCGCGUCAAGCGCAACUACGACUACCUCUGGAUCAACCAACGCGCGUACUCGGAGAUGACGCUGCUCUCGCAACGGGGUAUCUCCAAGAGCCUUCGGACGACGAUCGCGCUCUUUUUGUACAAGGACCUCCUCGAGACAGUCCCGUUCUUUGCUGGCGAAAAUGCCAAGCUCCUCGGCCGCAUCUGCCUUCUGCUCGAGACGGCCGUGUACUUGCCUGGCGACUUGAUCAUCCAAGUCGACGACCUCGGCAAAGAAAUGUUCAUCGUGCGGCGCGGUGUUGUCGAGAUUCUGAUUGCAAAUCGGCCGGAGAACGCGCCACGUAUUUUGCUCAAGGACGGAGCUUUCUUUGGCGAGACGGCGCUCGUCGUGGAAGUCCGUCGCACGUCGUCCGUGCAGUCGGUGACCGUCACGGACCUCAACGUCCUCAACAAGCAGGCGUUUGACGAGAUUAUCGCGGAAUUUCCAGAUUUUUUCCAGAAAAUGAAACGCAUUGUGGUCCAGCGCCAGAUGGACAAUAUGCACAUCUCGAACGACGCCGACAAGACCGUGAUCGAGCGCGAGCUGAACGCAGUCAUCGACCACUCGCUGACACAGCGAGCGAGCGACGUCUCGUCCCCUUACUGGCGCUACUCCGAGGCCAACAAGACAGGCAACAAGCUCAAGCGCAUCGCCGAGCGCCUCAAGCACUCGGAGCAGACGACGGUCGUCCCGAUCACUCGCCCCAAGCGGCGGAAACGGAGCAGCGCACUGCGGGUGUUGACCGGCUUGAGUGUCUUUAGCCACAACCCGAUCAAGUCCGCGCUCGCCAAGAAGCCAAGCUUCCUUCGCCAACCAGUGACUCGGCGCACGACCGAACCGGCUGUGAGUGGCGCCACCGAGACACCAGAAGCCGAGCUGCAACCGAGUCUGACCACAAUUAGCCAGCGGCUACGGGUCGUCGAGGCGUCGAUCGCAGCACUGCCGACGUACAUGACGGCCUUGCAGACAACCAUGCAGCAGCUCCAAGCCGACCUUGCGCGUCUGCAAGCUGCCUCGACGCCAACCGAAUUACCGUCCCUUCACGUGUCCCCUCUCCAUCCUGCGAUGCAGUAAUGUACAUAUAUUUUAUCUACCGAAUUUGUCCCUA
Molecule: messenger RNA, 2395 nt
Organism: Saprolegnia diclina VS20
Lineage: Eukaryota; Oomycota; Saprolegniomycetes; Saprolegniales; Saprolegniaceae
Exons: 12
Coding region: 178-2361 (727 amino acids)
Biological process (GO): monoatomic ion transport; transmembrane transport
Cellular component (GO): membrane
Molecular function (GO): monoatomic ion channel activity
Source: RefSeq, a predicted model, not a curated record